Lithohypha guttulata is the source of this 624-nucleotide messenger RNA. RefSeq lists its product as uncharacterized. The record is from RefSeq and is a predicted model, not a curated record. Bases 1 to 624 code for a protein of 207 amino acids. Lineage: Eukaryota; Fungi; Ascomycota; Eurotiomycetes; Chaetothyriales; Trichomeriaceae. The transcript has 2 exons.
AUGCCAUUCGAUCUGGUCACGAAAGAUUACAAGCCCCAAUACGCAGCCAUUGUCAGCCGACUUAUCGAAAAUUCAUAUUACCUUGCAAUUCUCGUUGACGUGGUUGCUAAUUGGCAGACUCAGACAGGCUAUGGUCUGGUUCUCGCGCUCAAAAGUACCCAGCUGCUACGUGCAGCUAACAAAAUGUUUGACACACUACGGGCGGAAUUUGGUGAUGAUUGGGACGACCCAGAAAACAUCAUUGACGAUGAGCACAAGCAAGUUUGCAUUCUUCUCAAGACGAUGACCGACAACGAAGAGCACAAGAAAGAUCUCCAGCUCGCCCUUGCCCGGCAUAUGAGAGACUCCAGAUACAAGUUUAGGUAUCCUGGGCUCGAUGACGAUGAUUCAAGACCAAGCAAGCAGUCUAGAACUUCUGGCAGGACGGGACGCUCUGCAGCAACUGAAGCAAUCAGUGAUGAAGAGGAGGAUGAGGAGGAGAGUGAAGCAGAGUUUGCAUCUACUGAAGACGACCUGGGAGGUGACAACAAUCGCUCCGUCGUCCACGAUGAUGUGCGAGAAGUCGGCUCGGUUGUUGGCAGCAGCAACAACAGGAAGCUCAAGGACUCAAACGUCACGGCAUGA